AUGACAACUGCAAAGGAGACUCAAGCGACACUGCCCCUACGAUGGCAACGCUGCAUCAACAGACUGAACGCCACGCUAGUGCGCCGCGGCUUGUUCACAGUCAUAGAGGAAGUGCUCUCUCCUGCCACACCCACAUUCGACCAGGCAAUUCUACAGGGACGCAAAGCUUUGAAAGCCUCACUCGGGGACCGAAAGCAGAGUGAUGGUAUAACAGUUCCCGUGUGGGCGUACAUACUCCUCGAUAGCAAUGGAAGUGAGCCAUCGAUCGUGUUUCGCGACGAGGUGCAGGUUCAUUCGAACGGCGCGGAAACGGCUCAACUAUAUCCGCGAUCUGCUUCGUCGUUAUUGCGAAAAGCGAAUCAUCUCAAAUCACCGUUCUGUCUCCUACAUCAAGAAACAGACGAAGGUGUCAAGGAUGGGCGCGGUAUGAUUUGCGCAGUCAUCGCCUACUACGCGCUGAUAGCAGGGUUGAGCAACUGUGCCAUCCGAUGGCGUCGAUUUGACGCCUGUAUGAUUGCCGCCCUGGAUUAUAUCAACAUUACCCUGGAAUGGAUGAGCAAAAUACAGCAUGAGCCGACGCCCAGCACAGCGACAGCCAUAAAACCAUCACUCAUCGUGAGACUUCCGAUAGGUCGUGAGGCUCUUGCAAAGAUAACUGGAGUUUCCCAUGACUUCGAAGUUCCAGACAGCGAAGACGAAGAGGAUAUCAUGCUUCCCGAUGAAGACAUCCAAGAGCAGCCAGAUAUCCCAAGCGCCACGCACCAACCCGCAGUCCUCGUUCUAGAAGAGAUACCAGACACCAUCGACAGCGUCUUCGGAGACGACGCCGCCAGCGUUGCAGAAGAAGUCGACAGCGUCAUCGGGGAUGCCAACGACAGUAUCAUUGUGGCAAAUAGCAGAUCCCAAGUACACGGAAACGAGCAAGCAGGCUAUUCCUCGUUAACCAUCAGGAAGCGCAAGCUGGAGGAUAUUACGGCAGGAAGCGAUGGCGACGUGGUUGAGGAGAUGGAUGGGCACGGUUGGCGGCAAGCUUCUUGGGGCCGAUCACGAAGGAGGUAG
This is a messenger RNA of Alternaria arbusti, 1059 nucleotides long. RefSeq lists its product as uncharacterized. The coding region runs from base 1 to 1059 and encodes 352 amino acids. Lineage: Eukaryota; Fungi; Ascomycota; Dothideomycetes; Pleosporales; Pleosporaceae. The record is from RefSeq and is a predicted model, not a curated record. The transcript has a single exon.